Protopolystoma xenopodis is the source of this 333-nucleotide messenger RNA. Lineage: Eukaryota; Metazoa; Platyhelminthes; Monogenea; Polystomatidea; Polystomatidae. The record is from the annotation of a GenBank genome assembly.
AUGUUAUGGCGCGAUGCCUCCAAUCUGACCGACGUACCUGGUCUCUGGACCGGUGGGGCGAAUUUUUGGAAAUCUUUCUUGAGACGAGUUCGUCAGUCGGCCAUUCAUGGCGAUGCAGAUGCCGCCGGCCUUCAGGCAGAAUUGGCAAACCAUAGCCUGACCUGUCUUCGGAACACCAACACUUGCAAUGAUCACCUUUUGUGCUUCUACUUUCUCUUCCUUCCUUCUUUUUGCAUUUCUGGCGCACAAACACACACACAUACAUACACACACUUUUAUGCCGCGAAUCCUGAACUAACCGUCUUGCAACCCCGAUACAUCUUGUCGGAGUGA